Guyanagaster necrorhizus is the source of this 783-nucleotide messenger RNA. RefSeq lists its product as uncharacterized. Lineage: Eukaryota; Fungi; Basidiomycota; Agaricomycetes; Agaricales; Physalacriaceae. The annotation marks the transcript as partial. The record is from RefSeq and is a predicted model, not a curated record. The transcript has a single exon.
CUAUACAGCAUGUCUUCCAUCGCCUCCGUAGUAGCCCGUGCCCUCUCCCCCGUACCCGACGUGUUUAGCACCGCCGGCGGUCUCGAUAUUAGUUCGGACCACGCAGCAGUCGCCAGGCGCAGUGCCCUUCAAGGCGCUCGCACGGUUGACGCGCUGAUCGACCUCGUCCCAGGGGACUUCGUCGAGGUACUCCGCGAGCCACUUCGUGGCAUUGCCAGCACGGCUAACAAGCUGUGCUCGGCGCGGACCACUUUGUCAAAGUGGGAGGCCCAUAAAAAGGCCGGUACCAUGCCCGCGCACCUGUUUCGGCAGGCGCCCGAAAUCCAGAUGACAUCGGAUUUCGGUUCCAGUGCUGAGGGCUCUGCCCAACGCCAAGCUCUCCUCGACGCCCAUAAAGCGUACUUGGACGGCCUGCUUGAGUCUGCUAUAAAGGCCAAGCGGGACGACAUAGCUUUUCUGGAAGCGGCAUUGACCCCCGAAGAGUUGUACAAGCGGCUUUCGCCGCUUGUUAUCGACCGUGGCCAACGAGUAUUGCAUAACCGCCGAGUGGCGAAUAUCAAGUUCACGGCUGACAACAAGGUUGCGGGGUUAGAGUGGGUCCAGGACUCACAAAAGGUCGCGGAAUGCAAGAACUUGCUGGCCGAUGUGGUGGUAUACGCCUUCCGGGUCAUCUCUAUCGUUGAAAUGGCCCAGUACACCGCAUCGGCAAAACUCGACCGAAAGAAGGCAAUCAAAAAGGCCGCCGACGUCGAGAUGGCUGACGCCACUCGAGCUGGACCAUCG